AUGCCAAGGUUGAAACAACUUUGGUCUACAUUACAGCAAUGUGCUUCAUCAUAUCAAUCACUCGAACAGAAUCAUUCAGAGAUCACCAGUCACUUUGAACAGUUGAUCAAGGUGAUCAUCGCUCAAGAGCACAAAGCAAAGAAACCCAUCAUCGAACAGAUGGAGAACAUUCAAUCAACAAUCAAUAACAUCAUCAAGGAGAUCAAUGAUAUCAAUCAAAUCAUUGACCCAUCAUCGUCAUCUUCUGCCUCAUCACUUGGCGACCUCAACAACAACAAUAAUAAUAAUGAUCAAGCAGCUGUAUCACAAGUGAUAUCAUCAAUCACAUCAUGUUCAUCAAUCGAGCAGUUCAUUAAUAGUACAUUGGUAUCAUCACAGACCCAGACUGAGACAGAGAUGAGUGACAACGACGAUGCCCACAUGAUCGUGACAAAUGAUGAUAUCACUCAGUUGUCAAUGAUCAGGAAUCAUUCAAAGUACAUUGAUCAAGGAGGAUAUCCUUUGCCAUCAAAGGUGGAAGCAUGUCUGGUCACGGCCAAUGUCAUCAAGCUGGGUGACAUCAAGAAACAGAUUGGAGCAUGCUUCAGGGAUGUGGCCUUCUCUCAAAUAUUCUCAAUGCGUAACAAGUCUCUGUCAGUGCUCUCAUUGGAAUCAUCGAGAUGGACACAUAGAGAUACCCUCCUGCCCCUUACACAUAUAGCCUCAUCAGUAGUCCAUGCGGGCAAUUAUAUCUAUGUGUUUGGAGGAAAGGAAACACCAAAAAGUUACCUAAGAUACUCCCUGGAUGCCAACAUGCAACUUUAUACUGGCGUCAUCGAUGGAGUUGAUGGAGGCCGCGCCAUCUCAGCUUGUUAUGAUGGUGAUAAGCUCAUAUAUCUUGUCGGUGGUUCAGAUGAUGACAAAUUCCUCAACAGAGUUGAUUGCUUCGACAUUUCCACUCAGCAGUUCAAGAAGGUUGGCCAGCUCCCUCUUGGUAUGGGCUUUGCCCGCGUCCAUUACCAUCGCGAGACAUUACUUGUCAUUGGAGGAGAGACACAGUCACUGAAAGGCAACAGAGAUAUAAUCUCGUUCAACGUAAACACGAGACUCAGCAAAGUGAUAAUCAAAGACAUACUGAAUGACUACCUGGAUCAAAGUUGCUAUAAUGGUCGCGACAACAUUUAUUUGUUGACAAAGAGCUAUGCACUCACCAAGUUCACUCUAUCAAACAAACAAACAACUAGCCUUCAGUGUCCAUUAAAGCUUUUACAAUGUCCAUUAAUAUAUGAUCGAUAUACCGAUAUCAUUUACAGACUAGGUGGAAAAGGCAAGAACUACUCCUAUUCAACACAAGAUGACCUCUGGAGAUUACUCGAUGACGAUGACACGAUAGACGAUCGAUCAUGCUUUGGAUCAUGUUUGUUUGAGCGCAAUACCAACUCAUAG
Molecule: messenger RNA, 1425 nt
Organism: Acytostelium subglobosum LB1
Lineage: Eukaryota; Evosea; Eumycetozoa; Acytosteliales; Acytosteliaceae
Exons: 1
Coding region: 1-1425 (474 amino acids)
Molecular function (GO): protein binding
Source: RefSeq, a predicted model, not a curated record